This is a messenger RNA of Helobdella robusta, 3174 nucleotides long. RefSeq lists its product as hypothetical. The transcript is spliced from 15 exons. Gene Ontology annotation, cellular component: cytoskeleton. Bases 1 to 2502 code for a protein of 833 amino acids. Lineage: Eukaryota; Metazoa; Annelida; Clitellata; Rhynchobdellida; Glossiphoniidae. The record is from RefSeq and is a predicted model, not a curated record. Gene Ontology annotation, molecular function: protein binding.
AUGGCUAGUGCGGAUAUAAGGCGAGCGAAAGCAUCAUCGGAUGCUUUUCCAACGCUCAACAAGGCGGGUGAUCGUGGGAGUAGAUUCAUACAAUUUGCCGAAGAUGCUAAAGAGGAUUUGAACCACGAUUUGGAUUGCUUGAGCGCUGAAUUCCGACACAAACUUGGCUUGCUCCCGGAGGAAGAACAGGAACUGUCUGACAUCUUCAAAGCCAAACUCGGCCUCAGUCCUUUGGAUAAACAUCGCCUCCAUGAGUUGAUAGAGGACAAAGACAGAACUGCCAAACAAUAUUCGAUCGAGAAAUACGCGCUAAAUCAUUUUCAGACUCAGCAGACGGCCAAGAAACCGGAAGUGAAGUUUAUCAAUGGUCAACUAUCCAAUCCGUUGCUGCCCAAGGAAAGUCCGGCAGAAACUCAGGCGUCCAUUUAUUUGUUCGCUGCCAUAAAACUCUUCAUGGAUGGAGAUUUUCCAAUUGGCGGAGACAACUCCAUCAGGACCGGUACAGCUUAUAACACGAAACCAUACAUGCCUGUCAUGAUGAAAGUCUUCCAGGUCCUCGACAGUUUCUACACUGACGAAAGCCCCUCUCCGACUAAUAUGACGUCAACUCCUUUCAACCAAUCAGAAAAGCCAUUGGAAGAAAAACCAAAGAAGCCUAAGAAUAAGAUGACGAUCCGAAAACUAAUCCGCACAAUAGGCAAGGCCUACAGUAAACGCACGUCAUUCAGUUCCGCUUCAAGGACUAACGACUUCAACGAACACGUUAGCUCGAGAAAAAGUAGUAGCUCGAGUAGUAACCACAACAGCAGCGGCAGCAAUUAUCAUAACAAGGGUUAUUCAACAGAUGCGGGUGUUACGUAUGAGAAUGUGAUGAAAUCGCUGGUCACUGAGUUAGAUGUCGUGCAGUUUGUCGUCUCUCAUGGAAUCAUCCGGAGAGAGUUGAGGUGGAAAAUUUGUUUUUUGGUUUUUUUGCUGGCGAUGGCUCGAGCCUGGAUACUCCAUUCCCUUUGCAUCUCCUGUUUCCUGCCUUCCUCACAACUGAUCGGAUAUUACAUCUCCUUUCUUCACCGAAUGUCGGAUACAUCUCCGAUAGUCAUUGAUCGAAUCUUCCAAAACAUCCUUCGAACCAACGAAAACGGUUUUCGGUAUCACCCGUCCAACUCCCUAGAACUCAAAUCGGAACUGAUGCAGACUCCGAUAAUUUUCCAAGUUUCGUUGAUAGAUGGCAGGAUGAUCAAGGUGGCAGUCGACUCGUCGUGCACAUCUCUCGAAGUCUGCACUGAAAUCGCACGACAGAUCAACCUGGAAGAUAGUUUCGGCUUCUCCCUCUUCAUAUCUAUCUAUGAGAGGGUGUCCUCUCUGGGCUGCGGUUCAGACCACAUCAUGGACGCCCUGACGGAAUGCGAGCACAUGGCCCGAGACAGAGGUAUCGUGGACGAAUCUGAAGCUCCGUGGAUGUUGUUCUUUCGCAAGGAACUCUUCACGCCCUGGUUCGAUCCUAAGUUAGACCUCGUGUCAUCCAAGUUGAUCUAUAAGCAGAUUCACGAUGGCUUUCUGAAUGGAGAAUACAACGUACCGCAUGGCAUUUUAGAAACAUUCAUCGCGCAAAUACUAUUCGUCGAAUACGGUAGGCUACGGGUCGAGUUGAUCCGACAGAACAUACCGAACCACGUACCGACAGUCAUGGUAUCCGACAGCAAAUCACUGCAGAGCAUGGUCGAGGCCGUCUAUAAAGUUACUCGCCGUUUAGCCCUGGACACCGAUGAUAAUGAGAAGAAUGAAGUCAUGAAUAGCAUCAUCACAUCAGCCUCACAAUUUCUCAGCAUGAACUUUUCAGCUCUCUUCGAAGCGGUCAACUACGGGGGUUUUCCGCAGUUACAGCCGCAAGAAGUGGUUAUCGCGUUGAAUGGCUGUGGAGUGACCAUUCAUAGCAGUGGCACUAUGCUACCUCUUGCUUAUUUCAAAUUUUCUGACCUCAUGACUUCAUUCACUAACAAUGCCCAGGACAUCACAUGUUCCACCUUGACCAUGGUAGCCAUUGACGGUGUGGAGUACAGCCUGGUCAGUCCCAACUCCGAAGUUGCCUCCAAGAUUAUCAUCGCCUUCCUCAGUGGUCUCAGGAGGAGGUCUCGUUGGGCUAUUGCUGUCAAACCGUUUGUCUUUAAAGAUUUCCGCAAGAACAGAGAGGCGAACGAGUUUCAACUGAUCCAGGGCGACACGGUUGAACUUCUGGACGAGAUCGUCGAAGGAACGUUGAACCGGCACGAAUCGAGGUCGGAUAUUUUGUACGGUAUCUGCGAGAGAACCGGCUUGAAAGGGUAUUUCCCGAUAGAUGUUGUGUAUGUUUUACCGACCGCUCAAAGACCGGCGCAGGAGUUUUUGGAUUUGCUCCGAGAGAUGGGCAAGGAGGUGGCUCAGAGCACCCUGACCCACUUCACAAAGAGUAGAGUCAUCAUGGAGGACGCCGACACCAUUAAAAGGCACCCUGAUUCCAGUGCCUGAUGUGGUGGUUGUGUGGUGGUAGGGUGGUGUGGAAAUUCUGAUGAUGGUGAUAUGAUGGUGAUGUGCGAUGAUUUUAGGGCAUGGUGAUGACGUAACCAUGACGUAAUGGAGUUUGUGGGAUGAGAUGAUGAUGAAAAUGAUGGGAUGACGAUGAUGAUGAUUAUAAACUCAUCAUAAGCAGCAACUGGAUGAGGAAACAUAGUAACCCAAAUUUGUAUAAAGCCGUUUCAGAACAGAUUUCUGGUUAAUUCAGAUGACGUGAUGAUGAAGCCAGAAUGACGUCAAGAUGACGUGAUGAUGACGACGUGAGGACUAUGUGAUGACGUAAUGUGAUGAUAAUAUGAGUGACUCGGUGUGACGUUAGUGAUGGCCAAAUGAUUGCCUGGUUAUGACAAUGGAGCGACGACGACGAUGAUGUCAUGAGUAGAAAAGAUGCGAAAUGGCAUGACUUUCAAUUAUGAUAACAAUGAUCAUAUCACUACCAUGAUACAAUUAUGAUAACAAAGGUAGUAUCAUUUUUAUUUUAAGUUUUUAAAGCUUUGUUUUUAGGAUGUUAAUUUGUUUUUGCCUGUUAUGCCGAACUUUUUCAAACUAUCAAUAACUCUAAAUUAAUAGCAUUUGUUAUUUAUUUACGAGCCACAACUAAUUUAGGGAACAAUUAUUUGACAAAAA